This is a messenger RNA of Cavia porcellus (domestic guinea pig), 936 nucleotides long. RefSeq names its product olfactory receptor 4D10. Lineage: Eukaryota; Metazoa; Chordata; Mammalia; Rodentia; Caviidae. Gene Ontology annotation, molecular function: G protein-coupled receptor activity; olfactory receptor activity. The record is from RefSeq and is a predicted model, not a curated record. The transcript has a single exon. Gene Ontology annotation, cellular component: plasma membrane. The coding region runs from base 1 to 936 and encodes 311 amino acids. Gene Ontology annotation, biological process: G protein-coupled receptor signaling pathway.
AUGAAAAACUGUACCAGGGUAAGAGAAUUUGUUCUCCUUGGCCUAACCAUGGAUCAGGAAGUGAGCAGCCUCCUGUUUCUCCUGCUGCUUGUAGUGUAUGUGACAACGCUGCUGGGAAAUCUCUUCAUCACAGUCACAGUGACCUGGGAGUCUCGCCUUCACACCCCCAUGUACUUCCUGCUCCGCAAUUUAUCUAUUGCCGAUAUAUGCUUCUCCUCCAUCACUGCUCCCAAGGUGCUGGUGGACCUUCUCUCUGGCAGAAAGACGAUCUCCUUCAAUGGCUGCCUGGCUCAGAUGUUUUUCUUCCACCUCAUCGGUGGUGUAGAUGUGUCUUCUCUGUCAGUGAUGGCCUUGGAUCGCUACAUGGCCAUCUCCAGGCCCCUGCACUAUGUGACCAUCAUGAGUAGAGGCGUUUGUACUGGGUUAAUAGUGGCUUGCUGGGUGGCAGGUUUUGUUCACUCCAUCGUGCAGAUUGCCCUCUUACUCCCUCUCCCCUUCUGUGGGCCCAAUGUUCUUGACACUUUCUAUUGUGAUGUCCAACAGGUCCUCCAACUUGCCUCUACAGACAUCUUUGUUCUUGAAAUGCUGAUGAUUUCUAAUAAUGGAUUGCUCACCACACUGUGGUUUUUCUUGCUCCUUCUGUCCUAUUUGAUCAUAUUAUUAUUAAUAAGAGCUCAGGCAGGGGAAGGCAGGAAGAAAGCCAUCUCCACCUGCACAUCUCACAUCACAGUGGUGACCCUGCACUUUGUGCCCUGCAUCUAUGUCUAUGCCCGGCCCUUCACUGCCCUCCCCGCAGAUAAACCCAUCCAUGUCACCUUCACGGUCAUCUCCCCUCUGCUCAACCCCUUGAUCUACACCCUGCGGAACCAGGAGAUGAAAUCUGCCAUGCGGAGACUCAAGAAAAGACUUGGGCCUUCUGACACAACAGGACAGUAG